GAGCCUCGUUCCCGGGCCGUAUAAAGUUUGCUGUCUCCUUUGUUCGCCCUCGUUGCGCAGUACUGCGAGCGCCUUACAGCUUCCGUUCUCAGGGUCGGCCGCCCUCCCGCGUGCCGAGCUGCUAGGAAGCCGCUGUUGGCGAGCUCGUAGGAGCUUGAGACCGUCGUCACCUCUCCAAUUUUAACCAGGGGGGAAAAAUGGUUGAGGCAGAUCGCCCAGGAAAGCUCUUUAUCGGUGGCCUCAAUACAGAAACAAAUGAGAAAGCCCUUGAAGCAGUAUUUGGCAAAUAUGGACGAAUAGUGGAAGUUCUCUUGAUGAAAGAUCGUGAAACCAAUAAAUCUAGAGGAUUUGCUUUUGUCACCUUUGAAAGCCCAGCAGAUGCUAAGGAUGCAGCCAGAGACAUGAAUGGAAAGUCCUUAGAUGGAAAAGCCAUCAAGGUAGAACAAGCCACUAAACCGUCAUUUGAAAGUGGCAGACGUGGACCACCUCCACCUCCAAGAAGCAGAGGCCCUCCCAGAGGUCUUCGAGGAGGAAGAGGAGGAAGUGGAGGAACCAGGGGACCUCCAUCCCAUGGAGGGCACAUGGAUGAUGGUGGCUAUUCCAUGAAUUUUAACAUGAGUUCUUCCAGGGGACCACUUCCGGUAAAAAGAGGACCACCACCACGAAGUGGGGGUCCUCCUCCUAAAAGAUCUGCCCCUUCAGGACCAGUUCGAAGCAGCAGUGGAAUGGGAGGAAGAGCUCCUGUAUCACGUGGAAGAGAUAGUUACGGAGGUCCACCUCGAAGGGAGCCCUUGCCCUCUCGUAGAGAUGUUUAUUUGUCCCCAAGAGAUGAUGGAUAUUCUACUAAAGACAGCUAUUCGAGCAGAGAUUACCCAAGUUCUCGUGAUACAAGAGAUUAUGCACCACCACCAAGAGAUUAUACUUACCGUGAUUAUGGUCAUUCCAGUUCACGUGAUGACUAUCCAUCAAGAGGCUAUAGUGAUAGAGAUGGCUAUGGUCGUGAUCGUGACUAUUCAGAUCAUCCAAGUGGAGGUUCCUACAGAGAUUCAUAUGAGAGUUAUGGUAACUCACGUAGUGCUCCACCUACACGAGGGCCCCCGCCAUCUUAUGGUGGAAGCAGUCGCUAUGAUGAUUACAGCAGCUCACGUGACGGAUAUGGUGGAAGUCGAGACAGUUACUCAAGCAGCCGAAGUGAUCUCUACUCAAGUGGUCGUGAUCGGGUUGGCAGACAAGAAAGAGGGCUUCCCCCUUCUAUGGAAAGGGGGUACCCUCCUCCACGAGAUUCCUACAGCAGUUCAAGCCGCGGAGCACCAAGAGGUGGUGGCCGUGGAGGAAGCCGAUCUGAUAGAGGGGGAGGCAGAAGCAGAUAUUAAAAACAAACAACUUUGGACCAAAAUCCCUGUUCAAAGAAACAAACAAAAGUGGAACCUGUUCUAUCAUAACUACCCAAGGACUACUAAAAGGAAAGAUUGUGUUACUUUUUUUAAAUUUCCUGUUAAGUUCCCCUUCCAUAAUUUUUAUGUUCUUGUGAGGAAAGAAAGUAAAACAUGUUUAAUCUUUGAUUUUAUGACAUUGCUUUCAACAAGCAAAUGAAACGUUAAGUGUGUUUAAGACUUGACAUGUGUACUAGUGGUGUAAUCUUCCAAGUAAAAGUGUCCCUAAAGGCCACUUCUUAUAGGAUUUUCCCCAGUAAAUGAUGAGGCAAGCAGUUUAUCUUACACAAAAUAUCUAGUCAUCUAAAAUGGAGAGAUGAAUCCUCCUGCCUAUAUAAACAAGCUAGCUAUUAGAGGGUGGUCGGGGUAUGCUACUCUUAAGAUUUCAGAGUGUCUUCAAACUGAAAUCUCAAAUGUUCUCAGUAUGAAAAACCUGAGAUCAGAUGCAUAUAUGUAAGGAAAGUGCUAUUCACCCAGUAAACCCAGAAAAAAGCAAAUGGAUAAUGCUGGCCAUAUUUUGCCUUUCUGACAUUUCCUUGGGAAUCUACAAGAACCUCCCCUUUCCCCCUCCCCAAUAAGACCAUUUAAGUGUGUGUUAAGCAACUACAGAAUACUAAAUAAAAAGUUUGGCCAAAACCAACCAUGAAGCUGCAAACGAUGCUUGCUCUUACUGUUUCAAAUUUUUGCAACUCUGUAGUGUCUCACUUUUAAGGAACAGCUUGAUUGCAAAGGAGAAAAUAGAUAAGCAAUGAAGUUAUCUCCAACUUCUCAAAGGCUUAUGACUUCUAAAAAGUGAAUCUAUCAGCAUUCCACAUCAGAUUUAAAGCAUCAAAUGCCUGUGAAACAGCAAAGAUGGUUGAGAAUUUUGGUCAUGGUCAUGAUGGUCAUGGAGUGCUGAUUUUUUUCACACUAGAUAAAGCUGGCAACAAGAGAAAUGCAAUGCUAAGAGCUGUUGAAGCGGAAGAAUUGCUGAUUGUCCUUAAGGCACAACAGUUGCAUAAGCAGUACUCAUCAGAAUUGGUUUGGUGCAGACAAGAUUUUUGCCUUCCAGGGUUCCCGUGGCUCUAUGGAAGGCAUCAACCCCAGUUGGUUAGCACUCUUAACUAGGGAGUGGCAGUUUCUUAAAAUAAGUAAUUGACAAGAUGGGGAAAGGGGAGUAAUUAAGGAAAUGGGUAAGUGGAGGUAGUCAGGAAGUUCUUGUGGUUCUUUUUUCAGCUUUGACUUUACUUUAGCUAAGGUCAUAGAAGUGACAUGAAAGUUGCUCAAUUGUGUCCAACUCUGUGACCCCAUGGACUAUACAGUCCAUGGAAUUCUCCGGGCCAGAAUACUGGAGUGGGUAGCCUUUACCAUCUCCAGGGAAUCUUCCCAACCCAGGGAUUGAACCCAGGUCUCCUGCAUUACGGGCAGAUUUUUGACCAGCUGAGCCACAAGGGAAGCCCAAAGUCAUACUGCAACUUAGAACUUCCUAAUUACCAGUGAUUGUCAGAAAGUUGGAUUAGAAAACUGAAAGGCAUAAGAGGUAACUUUAUCCAGUAAAGUGAUUUUUCAGCAAGUAAAAUAUUUCUUACUGUUAGUUUAUCCAAAAGUGAGAUUUAGUCUUAAAACUAAAUGGAAGACUAAUAUCUGGAAACUAAAGUAACUGGAAACAUAGCUGAAAUGCUCGAAAGCACACUUUGAAAACUGGAAACAAAAUUUGGCCGGUUGGCUUCUGCUGUGUGUUUUUUUUUUUUUUUUUUAAAGAAUAGUUGUUUUGUAAGCUUCCUUUACCCCCUACCCCAGUUCAUGUCUUGCAAACAAAUCGUUAAACAGCUUUACCAAUUAUUGCAUUGAAGAUUAGAGCCAAUGGUGUAAAAGCUAAUGUUCUCAAAGGAAACAGAUUUGAGUUGUUGGGUUAGAAGGAACCAACUCAACCUUCUGAAUGUUUACCUAGUAAAUAUCAGUACUAUCAUGUUUACCAUUUGCAGUUGUGGAAAAUAUGCAGAAAUUUAACCCUCAUUUUGAUAGGCUCUUCCAAUCACAGAUCAUGAGGGUAUUGACCAAAUUUAAAAAGCCGUUGCACUUACAUAGCUGUCUUCCUCAAUCAUUCUGUAAUCGAAAUUACUUGGGUCUAUGCUCCCAAGGACCUUUUGGCUCUUGAGAUUUUAUUUAGGUAUCUUGAAGAUAGUGUAGGACAUAGAGACUAAUCAUAGUGAAACAAAUACUAAAUUGAAGAAUGUUUAAUGACCACACAGCUAUUUGGCAAAUAGUUUACUGACCCAGCAGACUGACUUCUGCUCCUGUUGGGAAAAGAAUUGGUCUUGAUUCUUCUGGAUUUAUACUGGUUGUAAAAGAAACAGAAUAACGUGUUUUCCUUGUUUAACUGGUAGUUGAAUAUAGUACUUAGAUAUAAUAGAUGGCUUUUCUCUUUUUGGAAUGUUUUGUAUUUGAACCUAAUAAAACUUGACGUGCA
Molecule: messenger RNA, 3882 nt
Organism: Cervus elaphus (red deer)
Lineage: Eukaryota; Metazoa; Chordata; Mammalia; Artiodactyla; Cervidae
Gene: RBMX
Product: RNA binding motif protein X-linked
Exons: 11
Coding region: 198-1373 (391 amino acids)
Biological process (GO): positive regulation of mRNA splicing, via spliceosome
Cellular component (GO): spliceosomal complex
Molecular function (GO): RNA binding
Source: RefSeq, a predicted model, not a curated record